ACUCGAAUUGGAAAGUAGUUACAGAAAACUUAUACGUCUGGUUAAACUUUAAGGAAAUACAAAAAGGAAUGCAGUUAUGUGUGGACUCGUAAAGCAAACUUGUUAUUAUAGAACUUCGCACAUCCUUAGAUGAUUUCAAUAUUCUGAUGCCAAAUACACACCGUAUCUACAAUGACACAAAUUCUAAGUCGGACAGAGUAUCCAUCAUGGCGUGUGUACCCCUGGGUUCAACACUUCCGGAACCGCUUUCUGUGUCUGUAUCCACGAUUUGAAAGAACAGUUGCGUGACAACAUCGAGGCCGCAACACCCGAAUUAAACUACACAGAAACCUAAGGACUCCCUUUGUUAACACUUUUGUGAACGAAAUGGACACCCGAUUCAGUGAUUUGCAGACUAAGGAAGCCAUGGGAUUGAAGUUUAUACCUGAACAAAUAGUAUGACAGAUAUUCUAGACGAAUUAAACAAAGAACCCCCCUUUGAAGGUUGUCAUGUGUUCUUUGCCUUGCAUCUGGCCAAUUACCCUUUAACGGAAGAACGUACACAACUUCAAGACGAUCUGAAUAACCGCUUGAAAUGGCGUCCACAAGGAUGGGAUAAGUCAUUAUCAGUGGUGUUCGAAAAAGACCACACGGUACUUCCAAUAGCCGUUUCAGAUUAUUUUGAGAAACUAUUGCUUGAAGUGUUUCCAGAAAUAGCCGGAUGUCUGAAAUUGUUCAGACCAGGUGCAACGUGGGACAAAAAGACAACACAUUUAGAUUUUGAGAGGUAUGCGUGUUCAGACAGCAUCAUGGACUCAAUCGCGACCUACAUAAGUGCCAUGGAAACUACGACUUCGUCUUUAAACAUCUCUGAAGGGAGUGAUAAGAAAAUUCGACCAGACAGUCUGUUGAGUCUGGCUAGGAUGAUAAAACGCCUAGUUCUUUUUCCGUAUUAUGAAAAACACUCUAUAUCGUCAGACGUUUUACAAGAAAUUCUUGUCAGGGCUCAGUUCGAAGAAGAAUUCGCACAACAAAUAAAACCUUCUUCUACAAGUAGACUGUUAGACAUGAAGAAAACUACGAAAAAGUUGAAGAAGUUGAAAUUCAGUGACAAUGAUAAAAAGACAUAUUCAGACUUAGUGAAAUCAAUUAUUCAAGACGUAUGGCCUCUCGUUCAAAAGCUGGAGAACGAAUAUUCCAAAAUAUCAACAAUUUGCAAAAAAAUGUCGUUUGAGGUUGAACACUACAUUGAGGAAUCCACUUUUGAAAAGAAGACUGACUGGCAGUUGAAGGCUCCAGUGGUACCUCAACAUAUACGAAAUGAAAUAUUACGUGUUAAGGACGUGUAUUGUAUUGGAACAGUGUACAACGAGUUCACUGUUUAUUUGCACCAAGAAGCCGACAAAGAGAGUGAGGAACAUGUUCACAGUGAAAUAGAUUCAAUAAAGAAAAGGCAUAACUCUCACUUCGAGUAUUCGAUUGAGAAGGUAAUGAAACCACCUGUUGCACUGGCGAAUCAACAGUUUGAAAACGGAGACGUCAUAAGGUCACCAGGAUCCGCAGCAGACUUUCGAUAUGGUACACUCGGGUCGUUUGUCAAGGGUUCUGAUGACAAUAUCUACGCGAUAACUUGCGCCCAUGUUGUGAGUCAUCCAGACAAUGACCUCGAUGUUUUCGUCAGAGAAAGAGGUGUUGACUUCAGAUUGUUUGCAAACAGUUCUCCGGAUCUAACAGUCUGUUUUGGUGAAACGCCAUAUAGCCUCAUUGACAUUGCAGCACUGGCAAUAAAACCUGAUGUUGAACAACAGUACGAACCACGUUUGAAAGAUGAGAGCGGAUUACAUAGACCUUGGAAUAUUUGGGAUGAACAUGAUUUGGACGAAAGCGAUAACAACAUAUUGUAUAACAAUGUCUACAAAUAUGGCGGAAGAUCACGACUGACUCGUGGAAUAAUUGUAUCAGCGGACAUUGAGUUACCACCACCUGCCCUACUUGCUGCCGCUGAACAACUGCCAGCCCUUGAUAGCUACCUGAUAAUGAUAGAUGAAUUGCCUGGGUCAGAUGGGAAUACCGGACCGUUUGCAUAUCCGGGUGAUAGCGGUUCAAUUGUUUGCAAAACUCGUUUGGUAGAUAAUGUGCGUUUGUUGAACCAUGGCGAUGAAGCACGCACAACCGCCAUAUCAAUGAUACACUGUGGUGAAUUAAAAUUGAGAAUUGGAGGGCAAGGUUCGGACCAAACAUUAUCAUUUAAGUUAAAGCCUGGAUUGCGGUUGUUGACGGAUAAGUCUGGUGUGCAAUUUGGGCCUACAUAGAAGAAUUCAAGAAUCUGAAUUGUACAGCUGAACGAUGUACCAAAAUGCAUACAUGCAUUUGUGAGCUUGUGUGUAAUGUUUGAUAUCAUUUUAAUCCAAUAUUUAGGAAAUGCCUAACAUGUGUUUAAUAACAAUUAGUGAGAGAAGUUUUUAUUACAUUUAAAUUAAAAUCUUUGCAGAAAAUAACUUGUUUAUUUUUACAUAAUUGUAUAUCUAUGUAUACAUGAUAUCAAUUUGUGAUCACAUACGUUUGUUUUAGCUUAUUAUGAAUUUUACGUUUGUUUUAGCAUUACACAACUUACAAUUUAUAAAUGCAGAACCAUACGUUUUAAGUGUGAAGACAGUAAAUAUAUUCAAUAUUUUUCGAGGUAUGAAGAUCGAUUAAAUUUUUCAGAAAUACAACCUUGUUUAUAAAACAAACUUGAAUAGCUGACCUGCUUGCCCUUUUGGCCGAUAUGUUUUGUAUAUGUAGUAAGUUAUACACGUGGAUUGUGACAGUGUACUUAAUUACUUAUAUCGUUACAUAUGUACAUAUUUGAAUGGUUGUACAUUUUUCAUAUCUAUAAUGUGCUUUUUUUAAAUUAAAUUGAGAAUUAUUCAGAUAACAGCAUUGUCUGUGUGCACUAAAUAUGUUAAGACAAUUUGUAUGUUGACAUUGAAAUGUACUUAACUUUUUGACAAAUAUGUUUUAUUGUUAUAAAAAUCUCUGCAAACUCUUCAAUGGUCGUUUUAAUGGCUGAAUCAUUGCCCAUCAUCAUUUAUUGUCUUUUUCACGGGACUUCUUGCAAUGAUCUCACAACUUAACUGAUAUCAAAUGAAUUGCAUGUGUAUAUGAUAAUGAAUUAAUUCUAUUACCCGGCUCGUAGUCAACUAUGGUAUACAGGAAUAGCCUUGGAUGUCUGUGUGUGUGUCACCCCGAAGGCCAACACAUGUUUGGAGGCGUUCCCCUACACUUUUCGACGAACAACAUUCAAACUUGCAGGCAUUGGUGUCUAAUUAUACGAAGUGUUUUAUCCUACGUUAAAAAGUACAAAAGUUGAGCCCCUUUUUUCAAUUUAGACAUUCAAUAAAAUCAUAUCGUUUGUUUCUUUAUAUACUUACAUUUUAUCUCGAGCAUUUUUAAUUAUUAAAAUUUAAUUCAAGAGAACCAUAACUCUUGCUUCAAUGUUUUAGAGGUAUAACCCUUUGUUAAUUUAUUACAUUUAGAGUCUGCCUGUGAGGGACUAUAUUAGAAAUCAACUUGACUUUUUUUAUAAGUAGAUUUAUCUCAAUGAUGACAAGUGAAGCGCAUACGAAUCGCAACUCCUGCUCUCAUAAUACCACAUUUAUUACCCUUGUGAAUUUUCAUGCUGAAAAUAUGAAAGAUCAAUUCGUUGGUGGCAAAAAAAGGAACUUUGGUACCCUGGAAAUAUUGAAACGCUGCUGUAAGAUGACCCUUUAUCCCAAGAACUGGUUCACUAACACAAGCCCUGAUUAAAAACUAUGUUAUACUUGAUGUUAGUUUUUGAAUGUUGCUUCUAGAUGUGUAUAUUGCUAUGUUUUUAGUAUGAUUAUUAUCUUAUAAUGUUACAUUCAUUCGACUAUGCACUUAUUGACUUAUGUUGAGACAUAUAUACUGUUUUUCAGGCCAUUGAAUAAUUACUAUUGACUGAAAACGCAGUUUAAUUAUAUACCAAGUUAAUUCAAAUGAUAGGAGUGAUGUUCAUGUCAGUCAUAGGUGAUAUGCUUUUUAUGCUCUUCUAUUAACUUACUUUUAAUUUAACCUAUUCAGAAAUUAGCAAAUAAUUCUUACAAAUAAUUUAAUCUUCAAUAUUCCACAGAUGGUUUGUUUUUUAUCACUCAAUAAAAGUAUAAUUGAAAACAAAUGCGAACUAUUCUCGGCACCAGUUGAAUAUUUGCGCGGAGGUUGUACUUGUUGAUUGUUAUAAUGAUAUAAUCAUAUAAUAUACGUGUUCCAUAUUGUUAACAUGCACUGGCAUUAUUGAAUCCUUAAUAUGCACGUGUCAUACAUAAGUCAGACACUAAUCGUGGCAUUGCAUGCCACCAUUGAUCGUUGCAAUAUAAUGUAAGGUAAACAUGUAAUACACACCAUAGUCUAAGAAAGUUGUGUUAGCUUCGUAUUGCAUUAUGAAUAUGUUUUUCUACUAGGGAUGUCCUCAUUUUAAAUGCUUGUGGUACAUAAUUGUUUGCAAAAAAAUGAGGAAAAAUGAGGUGUGUGUAGAAUCAGGCAUUAUGCAAAAAAUAAAAUCAUGUUCGAG
This is a messenger RNA of Dreissena polymorpha, 4549 nucleotides long. RefSeq lists its product as uncharacterized. Bases 438 to 2291 code for a protein of 617 amino acids. The transcript has 5 exons. NCBI's taxonomy places the organism in Eukaryota, Metazoa, Mollusca, Bivalvia, Myida, Dreissenidae. The record is from RefSeq and is a predicted model, not a curated record.